AUGGCUUUUCCUCCUUAUCGUCGAUCUCACUUCCGUAGCAAAACUUAUAGCUCCCUUGUCCGCAUUUUCUCUCGUCUUUCUCCUUCCACCAUUCUAACUCAAUCCGAUAAUGGCAAUGUUAGAACGAGACGAGAAAGCCAGGGACAGGAGCCGGUUGGUUCUAUACCCUUGAAGGAGAUAUGUGAUGUUCAUGAGAUCAUUGAGAGCGUUGGAGACAGGAGCAAGGCUUUUAGUGUCAAUGAAAUUGUCCUUGACGAUGAAGACUCUCUGAUGGGAAUAGAUGAACCAUCCUCACUAACAAAUGGUUUUCAUUUGGAACAAAUAAUGGAUGAAUUGGAGCUUGUUGUGAAAGGGACUGAAGAUCCUGUUUGCAAUGAUGGUUUAAUCCCUUUGAACUGCGAGAAACAGAAUAGUGGUAGUGAAGUUGAUUUAAUGGAUUACCGAGUAGAGCAUGUUGAAUUUCUGCAUUGUGGUACAAACACGUCUGGUAUUGUAAGUGAGCUGCAAUCUCAGGUACCUAUGGAGCUUAAUCAAGUUCAUUCAGAAGUCUUUCAUGUGUUGGAGUCAACAAAUGGACAAGCUUCCGAUUCUGUAAUCAGUACAACAAGUAUAAAUCAUGAUAGUCAACAAAAGGAAAUAGAAUUGGUGAAACCGGUUUCUCCUGUAGCGGGAUUGCUUCCUACAAUACAAGAGGGUGAAUUUGAGAAGGAAGAACAGUAUGGUCAUCAGGUUGAUGAAGUAGCUCAUAGUUCUUUAGAUCAUGAUAAGACUAUUGAAGCAUUGAAUAUGACAAAAGAAGAUGUUGGGUUACUGGAUUCAACAAUUAUGGAAGAUAAAAACAAAACAAAAAAUAAAGAGAAAUUAGAGAAGUUAAUUUGUGUAACAGAUGCUACAAUUUCUUCCGAUCUUCUGAUAGAAGAAGAUCUAGAAGAGGGGGAAAUUUCUGGAGAGUUUGUAAUGGUGGAUGAAAACACAUUUGACGUGUCUUCCGCGGAUGCUACAAUUUCAGAACAGAUGAAAAUGGAUGAGAUUCAGAAACCCGGGAAUUCAUUUGGAAACAAGGCAUCCCCCUUCAAUAUGGUUAACAAUGGGCUUGUAGAACCUAGGACUAUCAAUGCCAUACCAACAUAUUUAACCCCAAAGCAAGUCUUGCACAAAGGAUUCAUGGAAGAAACCGCUAUCAAAGAUCUUGGUAACUCGUCUGCUGUACAGGUAUGGAUUUUAUCUGGGCAUAUAAACUGA
Molecule: messenger RNA, 1242 nt
Organism: Vicia faba (fava bean)
Lineage: Eukaryota; Viridiplantae; Streptophyta; Magnoliopsida; Fabales; Fabaceae
Source: the annotation of a GenBank genome assembly